Molecule: messenger RNA, 485 nt
Organism: Aedes aegypti (yellow fever mosquito)
Lineage: Eukaryota; Metazoa; Arthropoda; Insecta; Diptera; Culicidae
Product: histone H2B-like
Exons: 1
Coding region: 59-430 (123 amino acids)
Cellular component (GO): nucleosome
Molecular function (GO): DNA binding; protein heterodimerization activity; structural constituent of chromatin
Source: RefSeq, a predicted model, not a curated record
AUAAAUUGAACUGAAUCAUUAGUUUAUCGCUAUCAGUGUGAACAACAGUCAUUUGAAAAUGGCACCGAAAACAAGUGAAAAAGCUGCGAAAAAGUCCGGCAAGGCUCAGAAGAGCGUCGUCAAGGGAGAUAAGAAAAAGAAGGUACGCCGCAAGGAAAGCUACGCCAUCUAUAUUUACAAGGUGCUGAAACAGGUCCACCCGGACACCGGAGUUUCAUCGAAGGCCAUGAGCAUCAUGAACAGCUUCGUCAACGACAUCUUCGAGCGGAUCGCUGCUGAGGCUUCCCGUUUGGCUCAUUACAACAAGCGUUCGACGAUAACGUCUCGUGAAAUUCAAACCGCUGUUCGUUUGCUGUUGCCGGGAGAAUUGGCCAAGCAUGCCGUCUCCGAGGGUACCAAGGCCGUCACCAAGUACACCAGCUCAAAGUAAAUCCACCCCUUCGAAUAUCGGACAACAUCUAUCAAAACAAACGGCCCUUUUUAGG